AUGGAAAAGAGAGAAAACAAGCGACUGAUUCAAUAUUAUACCAUUUUUUCUAUCUAUCUAUCUAUCUAUCUAUCUAUCUAUCUAUCUGACAGUUUGUUUAUAUCUAUCUAUCUGACAGUUUGUUUAUAUCUAUCUAUCUAUCUAUCUAUCUAUCUAUCUAUCUAUCUAUCUAUCGCUUUUCCAUAUCUAUCUAUCUCCCUGUUUGUUCAGUUUGUUCAUAUCUAUCUCAUAUUUGUUCAUAUAUAUCUAUUUGUUAGUUUGUUCAUAUAUCUAUCUAUCUAUCUAUCUAUCUAUCUAUCUAUCUAUCUCAAUCAGUUCAUUAUUCAUCCAUCCGAAUCUAUCUAUUCAUCUAUCUAUCCAUUCAGUUUCUAUCUAUCAUCUAUCUAUCUAUCUCAUUUGUUCAUCUAUAUAUCUAUUUCUAUUCAUUAUUCAUAUAUCAUUAUCUAUCUAUCUAUCUAUCUAUCUAUCUCAAUCUCAUAUAUCUAUCUAUCUAUCUAUCUAUCUGAUAGUUUUUUCAUAUCUAUCUAUCUAUCUAUCUAUCUGAUAGUUUGUUCAUAUCUAUCUAUCUCGAACUUCGACGCGAAUAUAAUAUCAUUAUAUAUCUAUCUAUCUAUCGAUCUUAUCCUUUUCAUAUCUAUCUAUCUAUCUAUCUAUCUAUCUAUCUAUCUAUCUAUCUAUCUUAACACGUUUAGAGUAAAACAUUCACAGCUUAAGGCCAAAAACAGUUAA
This is a messenger RNA of Acanthosepion pharaonis, 729 nucleotides long. The record is from the annotation of a GenBank genome assembly. Lineage: Eukaryota; Metazoa; Mollusca; Cephalopoda; Sepiida; Sepiidae.